GCCCUGAAGGAAUUGUCCGUGAGGACAACUCUUUAAAAAUCAUCCCGAUGGAGGAACUUGGCUUUGGGCAGCCCAAGGACUGAUGUAACCCUUUUUAACUCCACCUGCGACCGCAGAAGAUGACUGAGAUCAUGUGGCCAAACCCAUCAGAUUGCGAUACAUAGCAGCUGAGCGUAUAAAAAGCGCGUCGCCGGUCCGCCGGGGUUGUCAGUCAGUCACAGAGCUGCUGCUUUUCCUCGGGGAUUUAAGACUCAUUAAGAUCAUAUUUCAUAAGUAUGUCUCACAGUUGGGGAUACGGUCCCAAAAAUGGACCCGCCGAGUGGCACCAUGAGUUUCCUAUUGCCAAAGGUAACCGGCAGUCCCCCAUCGACAUCGUCCCCAGCCAGGCGCACCACGACCCGGGGCUGAAGCCGCUCAGCCUCCAGUACGACCCCAAGACCGCCGUAGACAUUCUCAACAACGGGCAUUCCUUCCAGGUGGACUUCGCUGAUAGCGCUGACAGCUCAACUCUGAAGGGGGGACCUGUCUCUGGGACAUACCGGCUCCGCCAGUUCCACUUCCACUGGGGGCCCAGUGAUCACAAAGGAUCUGAGCACACAGUGGCCGGGAAAAAGUACGCCUCUGAGCUCCACCUGGUGCACUGGAACACCAAAUACCCCAGCUUCGCGGAUGCUGUCACCAAGCCUGACGGACUGGCUGUGGUGGGAGUCUUCCUCAAGAUCGGUGCCCCCAACCAGCAUCUCCAGAAAGUUCUGGAUGCUCUGAGUGCCAUCAGACUCAAGAACAACCAGACCGCAUUCUCCAACUUUGAUCCCAAAAUACUGCUUCCUGGCUCUCUGGACUUCUGGACCUAUGAGGGGUCCUUGACCACGCCCCCCUUGUAUGAGAGCGUCACAUGGAUCGUCCUGAAGGAGCCAAUCACCGUGAGCUCCAGCCAGAUCGCAAACUUCCGGAGCCUUCACUCCAACGCCGAGGGAGAGCCAUCCUGCUGCAUGGUGGAGAAUUUCCGCCCCCCCCAGCCCCUCAAGGGCCGCGUGGUCCGCGCCUCCUUCAAGUGAACACACCGUCUGCCACCAGCCUGACCUCCCCCCCCCGCUGCUCCCACCC
Molecule: messenger RNA, 1107 nt
Organism: Brienomyrus brachyistius
Lineage: Eukaryota; Metazoa; Chordata; Actinopteri; Osteoglossiformes; Mormyridae
Product: carbonic anhydrase-like
Exons: 7
Coding region: 276-1058 (260 amino acids)
Biological process (GO): carbon dioxide transport
Cellular component (GO): cytoplasm
Molecular function (GO): zinc ion binding; carbonate dehydratase activity
Source: RefSeq, a predicted model, not a curated record